This is a messenger RNA of Bursaphelenchus xylophilus (pine wood nematode), 2424 nucleotides long. Lineage: Eukaryota; Metazoa; Nematoda; Chromadorea; Rhabditida; Aphelenchoididae. The record is from the annotation of a GenBank genome assembly.
AUGCUUCACGUGGGGGAUGGUAGUAAUACGUUCAAAAGAAGUGGCAUUGGCGGUGUCCUCAAAGCUCUGGACAGCGACUCAUCGUCGAAGGGAGAGCGAACGCCUCCCGGGAGUGUAGGAUAUAGUAAGUUACUACUUUAUCAUUCUAUUUUCUACGUAUUUAGACCGAUUAGACAAAAACUUGUCGAUUUAUUCUUGACGGCUCGAAUGUGUUACCUAAAAAUAUAUUUCAUGCAUGUUUUGUUUGCGAUGUUUUUUAGAAAAUUUUGUUUUUAGUUCGAAAUAGGACCUUCUUCACAGCUGCAGAGCAAGUUGCAAAUGGACGAUACGAAGAUGAAGACCGCAUUAAGACGGGAGCGGCCUUCAAAGCUCAACGGGAGAUUGAUGAACAAGAUGUCAUGAUAAUUGGUAGCAAGGAUAUCAAAAAGCCUAUGAAGUAAGUUGAUCAUGUCUUUAUUGGAUUUCUCCUUGGCUCUGGUGAGAAUUCAAUGGGUUUUGAGGAGUUCGUUUAUAACAAUUAUCUUAACCUUCUUGCCAUGUGUAACACAAUUGUUUUCAGACGAUUCAAAGACUUGGAGUGGCCUUUAGCAUUGUUGGAGAACAUCACAGACAGCUUCCCUGAUGGCCCGACUGUUGUGCAGAGUUACGCAAUCCCUUACAUUAAUGAUCCCGGAGCCGGCGAUCUUCUUUUGCGGUCUCAUACUGGCUCCGGAAAGACGGCGGCCUUUAUGAUCCCAAUCAUCAACAAUAUUGCCAAACUCAAAAGAGAAAAGAAACUCCCACCACGAUCUCCCAUUGCGGUUGUUCUUGUGCCAACUCGAGAAUUGGCCAUACAAGUGGCCAAAGAAGGUGGAAAGUUGGCCAGAGGAACUGGAAUCAAUAUUUGUUUCCUGAUUGGAGCGAUUCCUAAUUCAGAUAUACGGAUUAAUGUUGAGAGGCACGGAUGUGACAUUAUUGUUGGUACUCUCGGAAAGAUUUCUCAUUUCCUUUUGGACAAAGAGAGUUCCAAAGAAGGGGGUAAAGUAAGUGAUCUUUGAUGAGUAUCUCAAUUUUAGGCCUUCUUUUCGCCUGAUCAUAUCCGAUAUUUGGUCCUGGACGAAGCUGACAGACUGUUGUCUUCCGAAGAGGCUCGGACAAUAGUUGAUAACAUAAAGGACUCAAUGGUGUGUCUACUACAAUAUAUUCUUUAUAUCAAUUUCUGAUUAUCCUAAAGAAUUGACGUUUUCAGUCUAUGAGAACGAAUUAUCAAGUCAUUAUGAACAGUGCGACUUUGAGUGUCCACGAAUACGAUGAUUAUCUUCUGUUUAUGCCGACAGCCAUUACAGUAGGCCAAAAUUUUCCGGUUGACAGUGUAAUUCAACGGUUUGUCAAUGUAGUAAGCAACUGUUUUUUGAAUUGUAUUUUAUUUUUGCCUUGUUAUGCCUUUUUUACAAUUGGUUUUAGCGAAGAAUAUGUUUAGAGUGAAUAUCCAAUCAAAAAUGUGCCCGAUGAAUUUCGCCUAAUCCAGCCUGGAAUUGCCUGGAGGGUACAGAAAAUCGACUUCCUCCUAAACCUCUGCCACUCUUGGAAAAGUCGGAAUAUCUCGUUCCCAAAAGUCAUAAUUUUUGUCAACACCAAACGCAAAGCUGAGUUCGUCGCGGCGGCUCUUCUGCAAAGAGAUUUUCGAGCCUUGGCCAUGCAUGGAGAUUACCCAUUAGCGCAACGCCAUGAAACAAUCAAUGCUUUGAAGGACGAGAAAAUCGAUAUUAUUGUAGGCACAGAUGUCAUCUCGAGAGGACUAAAUGUACCAAAUGUGGACGUCGUUGUCAAUUAUGACAUGCCAGUAAGAAGAGCGGAGGAGUAUGUCCAUAGGAUUGGGAGAACCGGAAGAAUGGGAAAUGUGGGAAGAGCAAUCUCGUUUUAUGAUCCGAGUACGGACUUCGUAAUGGCUCAAAUGGUCGAAAAGGUAAUUAGAAGGGUUGAUAGGAUGUUUCCGAUUCGUUUGCUUUGGGGUUGCAUCAAUAUUUUGAUAAUUGGAAACUUUUUUAUUUGACGAUUUCUGAAGUUUUCAUUUUUUUGAUCACAACGCGGGUUUUGUAAUGGCUCCAAGAGGCCGGAAAAUAAGAAAAUUGGGUUAAUAAGAAAUUUAGAUGUCAUUAUUUUGAGUUUGCCAAAUAGUGACAUCAACAUUUUGAAGAUCUGAAUAAAUUUUUAUUGUACUUGAUGAUUCCUCAAAUUCUUUUUAUUGUUUCCUUCCAGAUCAUGUUGAAGACGAACCAAGAGGUCCCAGAAUACCUCUCCUACUCGAUCACCGCGCAAUGUGACACUUUCUUAUCACAGGCCCUUUUAACUGGCAUGGAAAGACCAGCUGCUUCCCUUCUUGAUUCCAAUCAUGUUUCUGCCUGGAGAUUCAUCGCAGACGAAGCUGUCGUACAAUUCAUUUGA